Molecule: messenger RNA, 2928 nt
Organism: Amaranthus tricolor (Joseph's coat)
Lineage: Eukaryota; Viridiplantae; Streptophyta; Magnoliopsida; Caryophyllales; Amaranthaceae
Product: rho GTPase-activating protein REN1
Exons: 23
Coding region: 175-2679 (834 amino acids)
Biological process (GO): signal transduction
Source: RefSeq, a predicted model, not a curated record
GCUUCAAUUUUUUCUUCUAACCCAUUUUACACCCCUGCAUUUUUCUUCCUCUCUUUUUCACAUUUUUUCUUUACAUUUUUUCCAAUUUUUAUUAACCCUUUUUUGGGUUAGAUCAUACCCUUUUGCUUUUAAUCUUUGAUCUUAUCUGCAAAUGUUGUAUUUUGAAAGUAUGAUAUGAUGAAGGAGCAAUCAAUGCCGAAUAAAUCCGUUGAUAAUUCAUCUCAGGGAACACCGCAAGGAGAGAAUGCGGUUGCUCCUUCUUCACAACCAGGGCCACCGGAGCAUCAAACAUCACGGUCCCGAAAUCAGAUUUUCAAGAGUGGGCCGCUAUUUAUAUCAUCCAAGGGAAUCGGAUGGACAUCAUGGAAGAAAAGAUGGUUUAUUCUUACACGUACAUCGUUAGUCUUUUUCAGAAAUGAUCCUAGUCAAGCUCCUCAAAAGGGUGGUGAGGUGAAUCUAACCCUUGGUGGCAUUGAUCUCAACAACUCGGCUAGUGUGGAAGUCAAAACAGAUAAGAAGCUAUUGACAGUAUUCUUCCCUGAUGGUCGAGACGGACGGGCUUUCACACUCAAGGCUGAAACUUUGGACGAUUUACAAGAGUGGAAGACUGCACUUGAAAAUGCUUUGGCAUUGGCUCCAAGUGCAACCAGUAACGGAAAUGGAGUUCUCAAAAAUGAGCAGGGUGAUGAUGAUAAUGGUGCUGCUGAUGAAAUGAAGGAUGGGCCACCAGGAAAGUCUAUGGUACUUGGUAGACCAAUCUUACUUGCUUUGGAAGAUAUUGAUGGAUCGCCUUCUUUUUUAGAGAAAGCCCUAAGAUUCAUUGAAGAUCAUGGAGUCAGGGUUGAAGGAGUUCUGCGGCAGGCUGCAGAUGUCGAUGAAGUUUAUCGUCGAGUUCGUGAAUAUGAACAAGGGAAAACUGAAUUCUCUCCAGACGAGGACGCUCAUAUCAUUGGUGACUGUAUAAAGUACAUCUUAAGGGAGUUACCAUCUUCUCCAGUUCCAGCAUCUUGUUGCAAUGCAUUACUAGAAGCAUUCCGAAGUGACCGCAACAACAGAGUGAAUGCCAUGCGCAAUGCAAUAAUGGAAACAUUUCCCGAACCAAACAGACGGUUACUACAGAGGAUACUCCAGAUGAUGCAAACUGUGUCUGCCAAAAAAGAAAUAAAUCGGAUGAGUACAUCGGCUGUGGCAGCUUGCAUGUCUCCAUUACUUUUGCGCCCCCUUCUCGCUGGUGAUUGUGAACUUGGAGAUACACAUAUGGAUGUUGCUGGAGAUGGUUCGUUCCAACUUCUUCAAGCAGCAGCAGCAGCAAACCAUGCUCAAGCUAUCAUUAUUACUCUACUAGAUGAAUACGACAAAAUUUUCGGGGACGGUUCAAUGUCAGAUGGAGGGUUAUUCUCUGACUCGGAUGAGAGUGGAAGUGGGACAGAAGAGGCCAGUGAUGAUGAUGACAUAUAUGAGGAUGACGAUGAUGAGGAUGAUGAUGAUGAUUAUCUUGAAGAUGAUGAUCACGAGGAUGCAUCUCAUGAUGAAACAGAUGAUGAACGUUCGGUAACUGAGACAUAUAGUAGUACCGGCGACCAUGAAGAGAGCGAUUAUUAUGAUGAUAAGCGUAGCGAGAGGUCUAGUUUAUUUUCAAAGUCUCCUGAAAAAGUAUAUAAUCAUCAGACAAGCCAGAGAUCUUCAUCAGUUUCUCCUCGUACUCCGGAAUCCAAGCAGGAUCAGCUUCAAAAUGUUAACAAUAACACGAGAGGAAAUAAUGAUAGAAGAGUCGGUGGAAUUGACUCAAUUAAAUUGCAUAAAAAUAUUCCAGCAGAGGCAAGUACCAUAAAAGAACCAGUAGGUUUCAGUCCACCAAUAGGCAACCAAAAGGCAGCAACUAAGUUCCUUGGUUCGUCACAAUACAGACGCCAAUGGUGGGGAAGAACAUCCGCCAAGAAGAAUCUUUCUAUGGAAUCCAUUGAUUUUUCACUUGAUGACGAGGAUGAAAUUGAAAGACUUGAGGCUGCCAAGCUUGAGCUGAGAAAUCGUUUUGAACAGGAGGCUAAUGGUAACUCAAUCCUGCAAGCGAGUUUAGAGAAACGAAAGAAAGCCCUGCACGAACGUCGCCUUGCUCUUGAGAAAGAUGUCGCUCGGCUGCAAGAACAGCUACAAAAGGAAAGAGACUUACGAGCAUCUCUAGAAGUCAGAGCUGGAUCUCGCAAUUUUCAGGUUUCUGUCUCACCAAGUAUCGAUGAGAAGAUCGAGCUUCAGAAAAUUGCUUUUGCCGAGGAAAAUUUUAGUAACUUAAAGCAGAGGCUUGAUGAUAUAGACGCGGAGCUUCGUCAUCAACAUGAUCAGACCGAAGCUUUUUUGCAGAACCCGAACAUCAAUGUACAUGAAUCUUUAAGUCAAGGGACUAAGCUGCAACAUAACAAGGAUAACGAGAUUAAAGAUGAGAAACAUCAAAUUGAGGGACAACGGAACUGUAAAAGGGAUGGAGAUGAUAAUCAGAAUAAUGAAACGUUAAACAUUCGUCAAAACCAACCAAGCGAUGUUUCACGAGGUUCUUCGAAAGAAGAGUGGUUUGAUAGUAAUUCAUGCAUGGAAACUUUAAUCCCCAAGCCGAGUUCCUCCCCUUCAAGGAAGUCAAGUGUAAAGGGCGAGGUAGGUCGAUUCUCCACUACAGAUACUCCGUAAAUGUUUUCUCUUAGUGUAUAGUUAUUACAAGUAGAUUGGAAGAAUAUCUUGUGUGCUUACUGUAGGAAUGCCCACACUGCACAUGAACAUUGGUUUAGAAAAAUUUGUAAUGUGACUAGUAAAAUGGUUAGUUGAAUCAUGUGCACUUUUUAUCAAUGUGAAGUUGCAGAUGAAAUUUGCUACCAAGGGUCAAUCAGAAUCAACCUCUUUGUUAUCACCUGUUACUAAGACUCGGGUACUGAUUUUGGA